Messenger RNA from Liolophura sinensis, 2675 nucleotides. RefSeq names its product melanopsin-like. The record is from RefSeq and is a predicted model, not a curated record. Lineage: Eukaryota; Metazoa; Mollusca; Polyplacophora; Chitonida; Chitonidae. Gene Ontology annotation, biological process: G protein-coupled receptor signaling pathway. The transcript has a single exon. The coding region runs from base 450 to 1493 and encodes 347 amino acids. Gene Ontology annotation, cellular component: membrane. Gene Ontology annotation, molecular function: G protein-coupled receptor activity.
CUGCGUUCUCAGGUUAUAGAAAUAACUCACGCCUGAUUGAUUAAAAUUUAUAACAUUACGGAGCUUUGGAUUUCUACCCAUUCACACGAUUCAUCUCGCCAAUCUCAGCAAAAUAUAACUCUUCGGCACUGUUGGCGUUUUACGUCGUACAUUUUGCAGUUUGUCACUCAUAUGGCACCCCACAUAGUUACAUUAUGCUCUAACCUCUCAGUGCUGAAUGCCAAGCAAGGAAGCAAAAGUAACAUUUUUCGUUCUUGGUAUAAAUCAACCCGGAUUUGAUCCCAGAUCUCCAGAAGAUGAAAAAAAGUUAUGGUUUUCAAACUUUGAGAUAUUUUAUCAAUGCAUAUGUACAUUUCCUCUAGAGUUGCCUUUUCCUUUACUUUUCAAACUUUCAUCUAAUUUAUAUUGGUUUAUCUUCGCCUUUCCUUGCUUUUACACAGAUACACGCCAUGGCAUCAUCGGAGAACGAAACUUUUUUCGAAGAAGGUGGGGAAGGCCCACAGGGGUUGCCCAGUAUUUCUGACAUGCACACCCUCAUCGGGAUGCAGUCUAUCCUUUUACUGGUGGGAGUGACCGGUAACUCCUUAGUCCUGUACGUCUUUGGCAAUCGGGGCGAACGGCUAACGUAUGUCAUCGCGAUACUAUCGCUCGCUGUCAUCGACCUGAUCUCUUGCUGUCUCUACCUACCUUUCGCUAUUGCUCUCGAAGCUCAGUGGUUCGCUACUUCCUCAAAUUUCGUAUGUAAGUGCUUUCACUUCUUUACAAAUGUCACGCAUUGUUUCAGCACGCCUUCCUUGCUGCUGAUUGCUUUAGAUCGAUGCGCAUGCGUCUGCGUCGGUCAUGUCCAAGCCACUUAUCACAGACGAGCUUUCAUCGCUAUUGUUGUCGUUGGCGUCUACUCACUAUCGGUGUCCAUUUUUCCCACGCUAGCGUACAGAGUCAACAACGGUUACUGCACCUCCGAUGGGACAACAAUAUCAGAGGAAUCCAUUAUACUUUUUCAUAACUUUAUUGUGGCUAUUUUCAUGAUAGUCGGUGUUGUUUCCAUUCUCAUAUAUUCCGCAAUCUUCGGUGUGGUUCUUUACCUGAAGUACGGUUCAAAACAGCACGUUCUGGACUCCACGCUAGAAGAAACUAGUCACAGGCCUAACAGUGACACAGAGUCGAGUCUGUCGAAUGCUGGCGAUUCGACCACACCUGAUGCUUCUGCUAAUACUGCUGAUAAGGGGAGGCAACUCGCAGACUUCCAACAGGAACAAAUCUCAAUUGCUGUUGUCAUGUUUACAUUGACAUUUGUGUAUUUUACUGCACACAUUCCAUUAUUGUUGGGCUUCUUUAAACAUGCAAAGAAUUUGGGCAUCGUAUUGUCCAUGAUGUAUGAAAUAACUUUUGUUAGUAAUUUUUUCGUUUACUUGUGCCUGGAUGCUCCGUUCCGCAAGGAGGUAAAGGAACUAUUUCAGUCAACCUGGUCACGACUUCGAUCUCUUCGCUAACUGUAAAAUUGAUGUGUGAUAUUGAUGUGUGAUGUGUGAUAUAUCUGCUUAGUGUGAUACUGUACAGCGUAAUUAGGCAUAAUAUUAUCUCAUAAUAUGAGAUACAUGCCAGAAUGCAUUUCACGUAGAUGGCGGCCGAGGUUGUGGACAACUGCACAUUUACUCUGCACUGCAAAAAUUCCAUAUGAGACACCCCAUUUUUUACACCCCAACUUAUCUAGGAAUAAAAUGUUACUAUUAAUCAACUCAAACGCCUGGGACUGAUUGCAAGUGAGACUUUCAAAACAGUAUAUAAUAACAGUUCAAGUUAUUGUAAACAAUAAACGGGCACAUUAUAAUCUCAGAUAUUUGCUGGAAUUCCAUCGAGUCUGAGUUGAAUUAUUUAUUUAUAUUUUAUCGCAACCCACGGUCAUCCACAGGUUGCUGGUGACCUUCCCACGUACGACCGGAGAGGAAACCAGCUGGAAUUGACCUUCGAGCGACAGCAUUUGGUGAGAGGCUCGUGAAUCAUUACGCGGCGCCACCACUCGGCCUCGUGAACUCCUCAGUACUGUAUAAAACGCACGGCAUAAACAGUUUCAGAUACAUAAUUACCAAACCAUGGAAUGAUCUUCCACAACACAUGAUGUCCAAACCUGCGAAUGAUCGUGGGUUUCUCUGGGGCACGACCCAGUUUCUUCCCACCAUAAUGCUGGCCGCCGACGCGUAAGUAGAAUAUUCUCCAGUACGGCGUAAAGCACCAAUCAAAUCAACCUAGUUUUUACAAACGCCGAUUUUUCAUGUUGCAUUAUAAUACGUGUACAACAAACGAAACUGGUACCAAACCUUGGGUAAAACUUUUAACGCAAAGUGAACAUGGAACAAAAUCUUUUAUAUCCUUACUGGCAGUGACACUCACACUGUCUGUUAUCCUCUUAAUCACGCUCAGAUCCCAUUACGACAAUGACACAGUUUUAAGACAAACAGAUUUGUGCAAAUAUGUGCGUAAGUACAUUUCAAGGAUACAUGAAACGCUUGGUUUAUAUUUCUUAAUACGGAAUGGCCUAACAUACAGCACGAAAAAAACGGCUUCUCGGUUUUCCUCUUAGCGCGUAGAAAUAGCAUUCAACUUCAGUUUUUCUAUGGCCCAGCUGUCAGUCCGGAAUUUAAGUAGCCUACUGUAGUGACGUCAAUCGUGAUAGC